AUGGCAGCUCUUGGUCUGUCUCCCACAUGUGCUAUGUCCAACCAGGAGCCUGCCUAUGUCCAUGAGUCAGAAAUUCCUCUUUCUUCAAAAGACCAUUCCUGUCCCCAGGAUGUGGAGCUGUUUGCAUACAAUGGCCUGGAGCCUCAUACAUCAACCAGUGUUGGUUCCCAGAAAUCAGUGACUUUCCAGGAUGUUGCCGUGGACUUCACUGAGAAGGAGUGGCCCUUGCUGGAUUCUUCUCAGAGAAAACUGUACAAAGAUGUGAUGCUGGAGAACUAUAGCAACCUUGCCUCAGUGGGGUGUCAGGUGAGCAAACCCAGCCUCAUCUCCCACUUGGAGCAAGAAGAGGAGCUGAGGACAGAGGAGCAGGAACUUCACCAAGGCCCUUGUCCCGAUUGGGAGACUCCAUCUAAAACCAAAUGGUCAAUUCUUAUGGAAGAUAUUUUUGGGAAGGAAACAUCUCAUGGUGUGACAAUGGAAAGCAGUCGGCUUGGAGAGAAAUCCAGUGAAUAUGCUAACCUGUUUGACGUCUUCAGCAUGGGUACUCAUCUUACUCAGCAAAUGGGAAGGCACACUAGCAAGAGGCCUUAUCACCGCCGGGACUGUGGGGUGACUUUCAAGAACAGAUCCCAUGUAAACCAACAUGUGAACAUUUACAAUGGGAGGAAAAUGCAUGAGUGUCAUCAGUGCCAAAAAGCCUUCACCACGAGUGCUUCCCUUACACGGCACAGGAGAAUACACACUGGGGAGAAACCCUAUGAGUGCAAUGCCUGUGGGAAAGCUUUCAAUGACCCCUCAGCUCUUAGGAGUCAUGCAAGAACUCACCUCACAGAGAAGCCCUUUGACUGCAGUCAGUGUGGAAAUGCAUUCCGAACCCUCUCCUCACUGAAGAUACACAUGAGAGUUCACACUGGGGAGAGACCUUACAAGUGUGAUGAAUGUGGGAAGGCAUAUGGCAGGAGCUGCCAUCUCAUUGCACACAGAAGAACACACACUGGAGAGAGACCCUAUGAAUGUCACGACUGUGGGAAAGCUUUCCAGCAUCCCUCACAUCUCAAAGAGCACGUCAGGAACCACACUGGAGAGAAACCCUACGAAUGCACGCAGUGUGGAAAAGCCUUCCGAUGGAAGUCCAACUUUAACUUGCACAAGAAGAACCACAUGGUAGAGAAAACAUACGAGUGUAAAGAGUGCGGGAAAUCCUUUGGGGACCUCCUCUCACGGAGAAAACACAUGAGAAUUCACAUUGUAAAGAAACCUGUUGAAUGUAGACAGUGUGGGAAAGCCUUCAGAAACCAGUCCAUCCUUAAGACACACAUGAAUUCCCACACUGGAGAGAAACCGUAUGGGUGCGAUCUCUGUGGGAAAGCCUUCAGUGCAAGUUCCAACCUAACUGCGCACAGAAAAAUACACACUCAAGAGAGGCGCUACGAGUGUGCCGCCUGCGGUAAGGUCUUUGGUGAUUAUUUAUCACGGAGGAGGCACAUGAGCAUCCAUCUCGUAAAGAAGCAUGUCGAAUGCAGACAGUGUGGGAGAGCCUUCAGAAACCAGUCGACCCUUAAGACACACAUGAGGAGUCACACAGGAGAGAAGCCUUACGAGUGUGAUCACUGUGGGAAAGCCUUUAGCAUCUGCUCGAACCUUAAUGUGCACCGGAGAAUACACACUGGGGAGAAGCCCUACGAGUGCCUGGUCUGCGGGAAAGCCUUCAGUGAUCACUCGUCCCUCAGGAGUCACGUGAAGACGCACCGGGGAGAGAAGCUCUUCACAUCAUCAGUGUGGAAAAGGCUUCAGUGA
Molecule: messenger RNA, 1797 nt
Organism: Lipotes vexillifer (Yangtze River dolphin)
Lineage: Eukaryota; Metazoa; Chordata; Mammalia; Artiodactyla; Lipotidae
Gene: ZNF317
Product: zinc finger protein 317
Exons: 6
Coding region: 1-1797 (598 amino acids)
Biological process (GO): regulation of DNA-templated transcription
Molecular function (GO): RNA polymerase II cis-regulatory region sequence-specific DNA binding; DNA-binding transcription factor activity, RNA polymerase II-specific
Source: RefSeq, a predicted model, not a curated record